This is a messenger RNA of Cladocopium goreaui, 1423 nucleotides long. Lineage: Eukaryota; Dinophyceae; Suessiales; Symbiodiniaceae. The record is from the annotation of a GenBank genome assembly.
CAUAAAAAUUCACCGACCAAAAAUUGUCCUAGUUUGGGAUGUUUCCUCCAGGUAACGAUCAUUUAUCAUGCGGUCAUUGUGAAAUUUCCCUGGGUUGCCCUGAACAACGGGUUCAAUACUGUUGAAACAAACAUGUUCGAACCUUGAACAAAACCGAAUUUGUCAACCCCUGAAUGGUGACUUGUUGAGGCCACAGACCGCCAUGCAGAUUGUCGCUCCAUCCAGAUUUCUUGAUGGCGUCGUUUUUGCGGUGUUUCUCCUCUUCGUCUCGGGAACUGGCCUCUACAUUUUUGGUGAGUUCCACAAGAUGUGCGUCAUCACAGAGGCGAAGAAACUGGGUGUUUUCGCAGACAUCAUGGACAAGGAGUCUGAUCCCCUGGUGGUCAUUGGUAGGACCCAUGUCACCAACUCAGUCCUUCACUGCACUGCAACGUCUCCUGAAACAUUGAAAGAGGUGGGACGAAACGAAGAUACGCAGAUGUUCCUUGCAAGAAGUGCUGAUGAACAAACGUCAGUGCGAGUUGCAAAAAGUGACCGAAAUGCCACGGCCGUCUGUGCGGCGUGUGCGCAUUAUCGUUGGCUUGAGGAAGAUGCCAAAGUUGCGACUCAUGGCCAAGCCGCACUGACCGCGCCGCGUCGCACUGCCGCACUUCGAAUGCAGGCAACAGCCUUGUCGGAUGCACCACCUUAUGCACUUCGGAGAGGCAACUUCUUGCAUUCGGAGAAACCCUUAGAGGUUGAAGUUGCUGGCCAUGGCAGGAUCAAAGGUCAGCACAGGGCCUCCUUCGACACCCAGGACAUAGAGGAUGCAGUGGAGAAAUCAGAGGAGGCUGAAGCUGUCACUUCGCUUGCAAGCGCUGAACUAAGAAAGGUCUUGGAGGAAUCCAAUGAGGCCUCGGAAGAUGCCUUGGCUGCGGCGCAGGUGGCUGUGAUCACAGAAGCCGUAGCAUUUGUUGGUUGCUUGGCUGGUCUGGUCUCCAGCUGGAUCGGCUGGAAGAUGCACACCGCACAACUGCCGCAGGAAUCCAAGAUUCCCAGUGACUCAGGGGUUCCACACGAACUGCUCACACCUCCCCCUGAUCGCAUCGAUACCACCAUGCGGCCGUCCUUGAAGAGUGCCGGGAAGGCACCGCCCCAGCCCAAAGCGACGGUGCCCAGUCGAGCAGGACCUAGCCAGUCAGGACCCAGCCAGUCGGCCAGUUCCGUCAGUGAGGCCUCACAGCCUGCGGCUGCAACGGCGGCUGCGCCGUCGGCUGUGCCUUCGUCCGCCCCCCAGCCGUCAUCGUCUGCACAGCCUUCAGCUGCCGCACAGCCUGAAGCUGCGACGGCUGUGCCGCCGGCAGAAUCUGAGACUCACCAGACUGAUGCGGAGCCUGAGGGCUUGGACUUGACCCACAACGGAGCACCCACCGAGUCCUUCUGA